GUGGGACGAACAAUUGUUAGAACAGCUUUUCUAUUUGAUUCGAGCAAAUUUGUGGAAGGAUUAAAAAUGAAAUGGAGGGCAAAUAAAAUGUCAGAAAAUUGAUUUAAUCUUUAAAAUCCAAGCGUCAAUUAUGGGUGAGUACUUGCCUUACCAUGUUGAUUUUAUUGCUGUGACAGCUCGCUGCCUUAUUGGUCAAUUACGCGCUAAAUUGCAAAUGCUAUACUGAGUGUUUAUACUUUACCUUAAUUCAAAAACAAAACUAAAUACUUUAUAGUAUAAGACUAAGAGUCAAGAAUAAAUUCACGUGAAGUUUGAAGGUAAAUUUUAAUGUGUUAGUUUUAUUUGCUGUACAUAAUAUAACGGGUUAAAAAAGCUUAAUAGUGGCGCAAUUAUUUGUGGUAAUUUUGUGGUCUAAUGAUUAUUCGAAAGCCACUGAUGCAUAUUUAUAUUUCUGUACAAUUUCAAUACUUUCCAAGGCUUCAUCCCAAACAGAACAGGGUGAAUUCAAAACUGUACCCAUGCAGAUUUAGGAUUUUGACCAUCUCACUCAAUAGAAUGAAAUGUUGUAUAGGAUUUUAUAGAUGGAAAUUUGAAGUGUAAAUUUUCUAUACAUUUAUUAGAGCUAACCAUGACCAGUUGUGAAAAAAACUAUAGACCCUCUGGCGGGAAUCGAACCUGUGGCUCUGUAACUAUAGCUUAUAAAGCUGGAGUAAUACGAGCAAUAAAAUUUGCUGCAACUUGCAACAAAAUCUGAUUUCUACGCAUGUUAAUUGAAAAUGUUUAUACACAUACAGUUACAAAUCACGAGGCAAUAUGUGUCGACAUUUCUACUUAACAUGCGUUGAAAUCAGAUCUUGUUGCAAGUUGCAGUAAUUUUGUUGCCCGUAUUACUCUCCACCUUACGGCUCAGCGUGAUUCAACAACUUGAAAAAUAUAACCAGAACUUCGACGUUUCUUCGACCCUUCUUCUACUAACUUCUCGACAAGGCCCUUCCCUAGAAACGUCGAAGUUCUCCUUGUAUUUUUCAGGUAGUUGUAUAUCUGUCUCAAUCCGUGGCACAGACCCUUCGAGAUUGGCACAGACCCUUCGAGAUUGGCAAGGGCUAAAUAAUGGACCUAUUCCCUAAUGAACAAAAUUUUGAUCUAGACAAGUCUGGACAAAAAUUUUAUCACGGCUUGAAAUAGUGUCACAAAAUUAGUAAUAUUCCGAAGUUUCGUUGCGAAAUGUUGUAAAAUGCGAAUAUAGCCCUACGAAGUUUGCCGUUUUUCAGUCAUUUUGUAUUACGCACGGGAAAUUGAUGCCUUUUUUCAGAAAGCGGUAUCAUGGUGAAAUGUUUGUCUAGACUUGUCUAGAUCAAAAUUUCGUUCAUUAGGAAAUAGGUCUAUUUCUCUAAUGUAGAACUAGAUUGAUCGAAUAGGAGGGGCUGGUGAACAUAUAAAGUUAACAAUUCCGCCGUGGAACCAGCCCCCUGGCAUGACCAUAUAUAGACAAGUCCAGCUGAAGGAAGUCACACUAUACUAUAUGCCUUAUCUUUUAAAUUAUAUGUUAAUAUGAUUUCUAACACGUCAACUAUAGAUGGAAUUUGAACCCAAAUAAAAUAUCUUUGUAAAAUGCAUAUUAUUGAUAUGAAAUUGGAAAUUUUGUUUUAUUUGAUAAAACAUUGCAACUAUGUUACAUCCACUUUAAGUUCGCUUCAGAUUGAUAGGGAUACAACUACAUGAAAAAUACAAGGAGAACUUCAACGUUUCGAGCGAAGGCACUUCGAAGUUCUCUUUGUAUUUUUCAGGUAGUUGUAUCCCUAUCAAUGCGAAGCUUUCAGUUUGGGACAUGCUACAACCAUGGAUAAUAAAAUAAAUGGAUAGGAAACUAGCUGACGUGACCUAAUGUUUUCAAUGGGCUGAUGGCGUGAUUGGAUGUUGAAACCUAGUUAAUGUUGCAAACCAAAUUCUCACAAACGGCAUGUUUAGCAAUAAUACAGCUAAACAUUUUAGUCAAAAAGCAAAUAAAUAUAACUACGCCAUUCUACGAUGAAAUCUCUAAGUAUUCCCAGUCAAUUUUAGCAAAUAUUUCAAGCACUAAACAGUGAAAAAUGCAUCGCAAAUUUCGUUAAAAUUGGCGACGCCAAUUCCGUAGCUACAAAUGUAAAAAAAUAAAAAACAAAGACGAAAAACAUUUACCUUGAAUACUUUGUCGUGGCUUAGGCAUGUUUUUAAAACAAUUAGACCAGUUUAUGCUUCAAUAUUACUCUUUCAAAGCGGAAAAUAUAGCGAAACAACAAAAAUGCCGAGAACUUUGGCAAUACGCGUGACGUCACAGAUUGCAACUAGGUUUAGACCACAUGUGACGUCAGGAAGUUUCCUAUCCAGUUAUUUUACAAUCCAUCAUGGUAUAACCAUGGACCACUUCUGCAUGAUCUAACUGUUCUCAUUUACAUAUUUCUCUCCAAUUUAGCCUUCCCUGGAGGUAAUGCGGGUAUGAUCCUGUCCGCAAUUUUAGCGGCCCUCACAACCUCAGUGAUUCUACUGCUAAUCCUGAUAAUCUACAUGAAAUACAGGAAACCACAAAAUGGCUACAGACGGAUGAGUCCAACCAGCUUGACCCUGGCAGCAGAACAAAGAGACAGCCGAGCUGCGUCGAUUUUCAGUAUGUAUGGACGUCCUUCCAUUCAAGAAAAUGGCAAAGCUCCUGAAUUCGAUAUCCCGUUAAUAAGCAGAAAAGCGACAGGCCGACCCAAACGUACAUGCCAGCUACACUUUUCUUUGUUCUAUAACGUCCACUUGAAUGAGUUGACUGUUCAAGUUAUUCAGGCACAAAGUCUUCCCAAGUUAUUUGGCCUGCAAUCAGGUGUUUUGGUUAAGGUAAAGAUAGGAGAACGAGUGGUAAAUAGGUGCUGACCCUUACCACAGAGACAAGUCUGCUACUGUACGUGAAAUGUAGAGAAAUUUAGUUAGGUUGGGUAACAUCCCUGCGCUUGAAAACUCAUGUAAAGAAUGCCUAAUGCCUAGCUCACAUUCAGGAACAUGUACUACCUCUGCAUGAUCUAUUCUAACCAUGCUUAACUCAGCAGUGAGUUCUGUAUAACAUCAGAUUACUUUAUGGUAGUCCACAUUCAAGAACAUGUACUACCUCUGCAUGAUCUAACCAUGCUUAACUCAGCAGUGAGUUCUGUACAACAUCAGAUCAUUUAAGGAGCUCACAUUCAAGAACAUGUACUACCUCUGCAUGAUCUAACCAUGCUUAACUCAGCAGUGAGUUAUGUACAACAUCAGAUCACUUUAAGGUAGCUCACAUUCAAGAACAUGUACUACCUCUGCAUGAUCUAACCAUGCUUAACUCAGCAGUGAGUUCUGUAUAACAUCAGAUCACUUUAAGGUAGCCCACAUUCAGGAACAUGUACUACCUCUGCAUGAUCUAACCAUGCUUAAAUCAGCAGUGAGUUCUGUAAACAUCAGAUCACUUUAAGGUAGCUCACAUUCAAGAACAUGUACUACCUCUGUAUGAUCUAACCAUGCUUAACUCAGCAGUGAAUUCUGUAUAACAUCAGAUUACUUUAUGGUAGCCCACAUUCAAGAACAUGUACUACCUCUGCAUGAUCUAACCAUGCUUAACUCAGCAGUGAGUUCUGUACAACAUCCGAUCGCUUUAAAGUAGCUCACAUUCAAGAACAUGUACUACCUCUGCAUGAUCUAAUCAUGCUUAACUCAGCAGUGAGUUCUGUACAACAUCAAAUCACUUUAUGGUAGCCCAUAUUCAAGAACAUGUACUACCUCUGCAUGAUCUAACCAUGCUUAACUCAGCAGUGAGUUCUGUACAACAUCAGAUUACUUUAAGGUAGCUCACAUUCAAGAACAUGUACUACCUCUGCAUGAUCUAACCAUGCUUAACUCAGCAAUGAGUUCUGUAGAUCACUUUAGGAUAGUCUAAUAGCCUUAGGUUUUGAGCCUCUGGUGAAUUGGGCAACCACACUCUGUGUAAUCAACAAUAAAAUAACUCCUAAUCAUUCAGGUUUCCGUGCUGGAUGCUGAUGGUGAGACUCGAGAAAAAUUGGGCAAAACGUCGAUGCAUUUUCGAAAAAAUUCGGUGUUCAAUAGUGUGUUUACAUGCAAAGGAAUUGCAAGCGCAGACCUACAGGAGUUAAGUAUUGGUCUCUCGCUACAUUCACAAGAUCGGUUCGGGCAAAGUCAUUUCGUUGGUGGAGUGGUCAUGAGAUUUUCUGAAGUGAAUUUUAAUCCAUCUGAACCAGUGUAUUUUUGGCGCCCAGUACAGAGAAAGGUGAGGGGAUUUAUUAGUCAACCUAAGUUUAAACAUCUCAAGGACUCAUUGACUCAGCGCCCACAUAAGUUAAUGCGCAAGUCAUUGAACUUGGGAAGGGAGAGUUUUAACAUGGUUUCUUUUAGAGUAACGGAUCAAGUCCGAAGGCAGAGCGUCAAAAGGGCCAAUUAUUUCUGUCAUUGCGAUACCACGAGAGAACAUCAAGAAUCAAUGUCAUUGUUAUGAAAGCAGCAAAUCUGGCGAAGCGAAAACGACAGUUAAGAACAGGUACUUUUAGUGAAUCUGAUAUAUAUAUUAAUAUAUUACUGAAAUAGCUUUUUAUGUAAUUUUGUAAUUUUCAUUGCAUAUAUUUUGUGUUUGGUCAAAAUCAUAAUAUUACACUACACUAUAUGCCAAACAAAGCACUGUACCAUAUUACUUCACACAACUUAACAUACACCAUAUACCAUACCAUAUAUUACACCAUACAACACCAUACCUACCUCACCCCACCCUUAAAACACUGCAUCAAAACCCAACCAUACCUUACUUCCUCACUAUCUCCAAGAUCCCUAUGUGAUGGUUAAACUCCUGAAGAAUGGUGAAGUCAUAGAGAAGAAACGUACACAACCUUGCAAAGGUAGCCUCGACCCUGUGUGGAACGAACCUUUCGUUUUCGACUGGAAGAAAGGCAACACUGAGACAACUGGAUAUAAAUUUGUGUUUGAAAUAAAGAGCUCUGAUAUGGUGAUGCCUGACACAAGUCUGGGAGUGGUUGAGAUUUGUCAGGAAACUUCAGAACAUUGGAAGGAAAUGAUGGAGAAAAAGAAUUAUGCCAGGGCAAUGUGCCAUAAUAUCACCUAAUUAUACUGAAAACAAUGUUUUAUAUUGUUGAAUGAUUCAUAAUACUACAGUACCUAAAUGCUGUCAAAGUUUCUGUGAUUACAGUAGGAAUUUUGCAUCAGUAAAUUCUACAUUUUGAGGGAUUUGUAAGACAAUGUUUUAUAUUGUUGAAUGUUUCAUAAUAUUACCUAAAUGCUAUCAAAGUUUCUGUGAUCACAGUAGGAAUUUUGCAUCAGUAAAUUCUACAUUUUGAACGAUUUCUUACAAUACAAAUCCUUCAAAACUUAGAAUUUACCUAUGAAAAAUUCUUACUGUGAUCACAGAAACUUUUGAUUGUAUACCUAAGUCAGAAUGAACCUUUUCCAUAACUGACAAAUAUGUCAAAACAAUGAGUGGAGAACAGUUGCAAAUUAUAGCAAAAUUCCUUUUUUGUGAAUAUUGAAUAUGUGAGAGCACGAUUCAUAAUUAUGGGUCAGAUGCUCCAUGACUGCAAAAUUUUAUUUUAACAAGCUUUCGACAAUUUGACUACCAGACUCGCUCAAAAUUACACUGUGGAAGACACUCUUUAGCAUUGUCCGCAAGCUUUAAAUAGUUAUUAAUUUUAAUGCAUUCCUUUUAUUUAGGGAUGAGCCGAUAAGGAAAAUUGCCGAUUACUGAGGCCGAUUAUUUAUAAGCCGAUUAUUGUAACUAAUCGGCCGAUUAAUCGGUACCCACCGAUUAUUUUAACAAGCAAGGGAAAAAUCACAAGAUGACCAACAAUGAAGUUGUAAAUGCGACAAUUAAAAACAGCUUCAGUCUCUCAUGUCAAUAGUCAUAGUUUAAUUUUGGCAGAUUAUGGUGUAAAAACAAGGCCGAGCUAGCGGAGCUAGUCUGCUGCGUUUUUUUAGUGGAAAUGUUCCCAGCUUCACUUCGCUUGAGACAAAAGACACAGGUUUGGCAACAAAGUGUGAAAAUCUAUUCGCUUGUAUUCAGUAUUUUAGCAUGUGAUUGGCAGCGCCAGAAAAAGUCUUAUGGCCGAUUAUUUGCCGAUUAUCAGGCAAUAAUCGGCCGAUUACCGAUUAUUUAAAAAACGGCCGAUUAAUCGGCUUUGCCGAUUAUUUACCGAUUAAUCGGCUCAUCCCUACUUUUAUUCAUUGCUUAGUACCUAAAUAGCCUUCUUUAGAAACUCCAGUCCUUUAGUAAAGUUCACAGCAGCAUUUUUGCAAAGAAUGAAUAAAAAUAUAUACAGUGCAUGGUUUAUUUUGUCCUGUCAGUGUGCAUGUAGUGUUAAUUAAAGUCCAGAGGAACAGGUGUAUUUCACUAGAAGCACUAUCGUGCAGCAGAUGCUGGCCAACCUGCAGUUAUCAGAAUGAUAUAAUGAUGUUCAUUCUUUUCAUUAUAUGUAGUAGUUUUGUAUUUGGAGGCAAAUAAAUAGAACGCUAGAUGCUAGAAGUGGGCCACCAUCUGCUGUCCUGCAAUUCAAAUCCAACCUAUUAGUGGUAUCAAAAAUGUAUAUUGCUGCAAUUUACUUGAGUGGGUAUAAAACAAUCCUACCAUGUCUUCUACAGAAUACCUUUCACCAUAAACGACGGCCAUAACAGCGUCACGAUUUUAACUUCACCAACGGAAUAUUCUUUUUCCCUAUACACUGGUCACACACCCAAUCGGCAUUCUCCUCGUUUGUUAACAAGUUGUAUGCAUUCUCGGUUAGCCCGGCGCAAACACGAUGGUACCAUUGGCUACAUCCGGUUUCACAGAAUAUCGCUGCAUCGUCAUCACUGACCUCUUUACGACAAGAUCCACAAGGGUAGCUCUGUACUGGGACAUCUGGUGGUAUGCUAGGCACAGUGAGUUGC
Messenger RNA from Paramuricea clavata, 6930 nucleotides. The record is from the annotation of a GenBank genome assembly. Lineage: Eukaryota; Metazoa; Cnidaria; Anthozoa; Malacalcyonacea; Plexauridae.